AUGGUUUCUACUGGUGCAAAGCGUGUUGCUAGUUUAGUUGAGUCUCAAGAAGAUAAGUCGCCUCCCGCAAAAAAGUGUGCGCGUGCCAGGACCGUUGCUAUUUUGAUUAUAAAUCCACUUUUUAUUACAAUUGAGGGAGAGCUUUUGAAAGCACUCCUUGCUGCAGGGCUUAUUUCUAAUGAACAGUUUGAGCGCCCCUCGAAGUUGCGUGAUUUUGACAACGUUGUUCCUGCAUUGAACAGCUCCCUUCCUGAUGAUAUCAGAGUUUUAGAUGUUUUUCGCACAACACGUUCAUUCCACGCUAAAGGAAACGCUAGCCACCGCGUUUACAAAUACAUUAUGCCUUCAUUUGCUUUAGCUCCUAAAGAUGAAUUUAUAAUUGCAUCCACACAACAUGAAUAUCGAAUUACUGCUGAACGUGUCAUCGAAGUAAAUGAAUUGCUCCAUCAUUAUGUGGGUACGCAUAAUUUUUACAAUUUUACGUCCAGAAGGCAAGUAUUCAUCUCUUGA
Molecule: messenger RNA, 510 nt
Organism: Protopolystoma xenopodis
Lineage: Eukaryota; Metazoa; Platyhelminthes; Monogenea; Polystomatidea; Polystomatidae
Source: the annotation of a GenBank genome assembly